GCCUCUUCCUGCCGGCGCCGAGUUUCGGUUUCGCCGCGGGGCGAGUGCAGCCCCGCGCUCCGACGGCCGCGGCUCCCGGGCUGCUGACGGCAGGUGGCGUGCGGGGCGGCCCCUCGUGGGGUCCCGAGGACUUGCCCGGGCCGCGGCCGCACAGACGCGCGUCUCCGGGGCUCGGUGGCUUUCACCGGAGCGGCGGGCGCGGGACCGAGGCCAGGUCGGCGGCGGUCGGCACCGGCUGCCAGAAACCCCCAGGCGGGCGGACGCAUGGAGUGUCCGGCGUGCCAUCACGUCUCCAGCGAGGAGGCCCCCAAGUUCUGCAGCGAGUGUGGGGAGAGGCUGCCACCCGCGGGCGCCCUGCCAGGCUCCAAGAAUGACAGUGGCGCUGGCACCGUGGCCGUGGCCCUGGAGGCAGGUGUGCAGUGUGUGGACACGGCACGGGCAGGAGACGGGGCCCCUGCCUCGACCCUGGGCUCAGGUGAUUGGCAGGAAAGCGCAGAUGAGCCCGGCUCCGACGCCUCCUGGACCGUCCAGUUGAGUAAGAAGAAAAGGAAGAAGAAUCAGGGCAGUGCUGCUUCCUCAGCGCCGGGCCCCUCGCCCCUGCCUGCCCCCGGCCCCUCCAGUCUGGUGCCCCAGGACACAGCCCGGCCCCAGCCGCCGCUGCAGGGCACAGGCCCCGAGGAGCCGGCCCCGGGGGACAGCCGUCCCAGACCCCAGGACCUGUGCGAAGGGGCGGGCCUGGACCCCGGCCAUCCCCUCGGGGGCAGAGGCCUCUCCGGGGCGGGGCCCAGCCAGGCUGCUGCCACUGCUGCCCAGGAGCUCCUUCCGGCAGAGUCGCCGCGGGACGACGCUGAGCCCGGGCAAGGACCCAGGAGCGAGCCGCAGCCAGCCAGGCGGCCGGAGCGGGCCCCCGCCUCCGGGGCUGUUGAGGCUAGAGCUCAGCCAGCUGCCGGCGCUGGCGAGGAAGUGAACGGCAAGGCCCAGAAAACCAAGCCGCCGCCAGCGAGUGCCCCCGCUUCCCAGAAACAGGGCCAGGAAGCUGAAGCCCAGGACGCCACAGCUGUGACCGGAGACAAAACGCAGAAAAACAAGCCGGCAAAGCUGGAGGCCCCGAAGAGGCCGGAAGGAAGCAGCAGAAAUUGUGCGGCUGCUCUGAGGAGCGAGAGGAGCCAGGAGGGGGGUGCCCGGGAGGCCCCGGAGAGCGGGCUGAGCCCCGGCGAGGGAGUCACGGUGUACUUCCACGCUAUCCUCUCUAAAAACUUCGACUUUGACCCCAGCCACCACAAAGUGUUCAUCAGGGGAGGAGAGGAGCUGGGAAAGACCAAGUGGACGGAUGUGUGCGAGAUGAACUACACCAGGGACUUGCACGAGAACGGGUCCCUCAUCGAAGGCAGCUUGGUCAUCUCCAGGCAGCACCUGAACACGGCCAUCCCCUACAAGUACGUCGUCCACCGCGGCAAAGACUCCGCGGAAUACGAGUUCAUCUACAAGCAGCAGCAGAGGUGGGGCGAGCACGUGAACCGCUGCCUGUGCGUGAAGUCCGCCCUCGUGGGCUCGGGAGACUGGCACCAGUACGACGACAUCAUCCGCAUGAGGCCGCCCGGGAAGAUUCGGAAGUUGCUGGAUAAAUUCACGGACAACACGCGGAAGGACCUGGUGCGCGGGAAGCAGCUGGCGGCCGGCGUCAUGCUGGACAGCAUCUUCAGCGUCCUGCAGCCCUGGAGCCCCGUCAACCUCGGCAGCUUCUUCACGCAGCUGCAGCAGUUUUACGCCGUCGUCCGCGUGCCCAUGGUGUACGAGGGCCAAGCCCAGCCCUGGAGGUCACUGCAGUACGAGGAGGCGCAGGUGAAGGAGGACCUGUGGCAGUAUCUGAAGAAGCAGAUGGCACCGUUCCUGGAGGGAAAAGGCGGCGAGCACGCGCCCGGCGACGGCCCGGUGAGCAGCAAGCUGAGGAUGGGCCUGAUCAUCCUUUUCUCGGUGGAGAAGUUUGACCUGUGCCUCCCACCGAGUGACCUGGGCCUGCUCUGCCGCCUGCUCGUGCCGGGUGCCCGCAGCGCCGACGCCCUCCAUCACGACCUCAGUCACUUCCCCGGAACCUUGCACAGCUGGCGAAUGUUCUUGGUGAACCUGUGUCAGAGGUGCAUGGAGAGCAAGGUGGACUCCUGGCUGGCCGUGCUGCCCGUCCUGCACUACUUCAUGGAGCUGUCGCCGCCCAGCAGGGACGUGGCCAGCCAGCCCGAGGACAGCUGGGCGGCCCUCCAGGGCAUCUCCUUCUGUCCGUUCCGGGAGAAGACGCCAGAGCCGAACCAGCUGCUUCAGGUCAUGGAACGGAACCAGCACUUGCUGGGCCUGGAUCAGUAUCUCUUCCGCUCCUGGUUUAGUUUGCUUCCUCUGGGGCAGCUGGUGCACUACAUGGAGAACUUCGCCGAGCACCUGACUGGCUGUCCUGCCCGGGUCCUGGACUGUUUCCUGGGGACUGCCUACCGGCUGCAGGAACAUUCCUGGGUCGGGUACCUGAACACAAAGACAUCGACGUCUUACUUCCGCCCCUCCCUGCCGCAGGCUAUCAAGAAGGUCUUCCAGAUGCUGCUGCACCUGCUGGACAUCUGUCAGACCGCGAUCGUCCAGGAGGACUUGCUGCAGGCCUGCCGGGCGGUGUGCUUGAGACUCCAUGAGCUCGCCUGCGGCAUCACCAAGAGCGAGAAGUUCUACAAGAUCCCUGCCUUGUCUGCGGAGGCCGUGUGCAAACUGCUCGUCCUGCAGCCCGCCGCGGACUCCGUGGGGGGGCCUGGGGCGGCAGCCGGGAGGAGCUCGGGCACGGCCGCCUUCCAGGGGACGCUGGCCGCCACGAGGGCCUGGCUCCAGGGGGUCUUCCAGGAGAACAUGCUCAAGAACUCGCAUUUCUCUGCCGUCCGGUUCACCUACCCCGACGAGAUCCAGGUCUGGAGGCGGCUGGUGGAAAUAGGCUUCCCCGCGGAGCUGGGCUGGAAGGAGUCCCUGCUGGGAGACCUGGAGGGGAGGCUCAGACAGGAGAGGCCGCUCGCCCAGAUCUCCGCCUACUGCAGCACCCGCUGGGACACCGCAGGCCCCGAGGACAGCGUGGCCCAGAGCUUUGAGAAGUGCGUCAUCGAAGCCGUGAGCUCAGCCUGCCAGUCUCAGACCAGCGUCCUGGAGGGCAUCUCCUGUCAGGACCUGAGGAAAUUCGGCACCCUCGUGUCCGCCGUGAUCACCAAGUCGUGGCCCCGACGCCACGGGGAAGCCACGGACGACUUUGAUGAGAUUCUGAAACACCUGCUCACGGGGCCCGACGUCAAGCAUCUCUUCAAGUUGUACGGAACCGACGAGAAGAUACUGGCCAACAUCACGGAGGAAGGCAAGAAGCUGAUGGCCGCCGCCGACUCGGUGUUCACCAUGGCCGCCGCCGGGCUCGUGUCGGGCAGCGUUCGGGUCGGGCACCUGGAGCUGAUCCUGGGGCACAGGGCCCAGUUUCUCGACGUCUGGCGACUGCAGAGAAAAGCGUCUUCCCCCCGAGAGCGAGAGGACCAGUGCGACAUGGAGGAGUUGCUGGGCUGGAGGAGCGCAGAGCUUGACUUCCUGAAGACCGAGCGGAGACGCGUGGGCAGCCUCCUGAGUCAGUGUGCGAAGGUGCAGCACCUGGUGCAAGUGGACUUCGGCGAGAUGGCCGUGAGGCACGCGGAAGACCUCAGCCGGGGAAGACUGAAUGCGGCCGUGACCGUGAGGCUGCCCGGCUCCUCGGGCGAGGAGCUGGCCACACACUACCGCCUCAGCCCCCAGGCCCGAGGCAUGGCCGAGCAGAUCGACCUGCUAAAGGACAGCCACGUCUUCCAGCUCUUCUGGGAGGAGGCCGCACAGUCGCUGGGCCGGCCGCUGCGCCUCCCAGAGCCGCUGGGCGCGGCCGAGGAUGAACCGCAGCGGCCAGUCGUGACGCUGGACGCGGCCCACGACGCUCUAUUUUGUCCCUGCUAUGAGAGGUUUCUCAGGUUUUACCGGAACCUGAAGUCAGGAGAGGUCACCCUGGCGGAGGUGGACGUGGUUUUCAGGGACUUCGUGAGCAAGUACAGUAGCCUGGCCCUGGAGCUCCGGGCCAUGAGUGCUGUGGACGGGCAGAGCAUGAGGGGCUGGAUUUAUGGCCGUGUCCAGCAGAUCGAGGAGUACCACAGCCUGCACCGGGCCGUGCACUCGGCCAAGGUCAUCCUGCAGGUCAAAGAGGACCUGGGGCUGACCGGCAGCUUCAACAUCCUUUACACUUUACUCAACUUCACGGAUGACUUCGACAAAUUUCGCCACGAGAAACUGGACCAGAUCAGCCCGCAGCUCAUCCAGGCCAAGAAGGUGCUGCAGGACAUCAGCGAGCCCCGCUGCCAGUGCCUGAGGGAGCUGUCCCUGUGCAGGGAGUUCAUCGGCUGGCUCCGCGACGCCCUGGCAGACAUCAAUGAGCUGAAGGUGUUUGUGGACCUGGCCUCCAUCUCCGCCGGGGAGAAUGACAUCGACGUGGACCGCGUGGCCUGCUUCCACGACGCCGUGCAGGGCUACGCGCCCCUGCUAUACAAGCUGAGCGCCACGGCGGACUUCCCCGAGUUCAUGGACCAUCUCAGGGAGCUCUGGAAGGCCCUGGACAACGACCAGCACCUGCCCAAGAAGCUGCGCGAUUCCGCCAGGAACCUAGAGUGGCUGAAGACGGUGAAGGAGAGCCACGGGUCUGUGGAGCUGUCCUCCUUGUCCCUGGCCGCGGCCAUCAACAGCAGAGGCAUCUACGUGCUGGCGGCACCCCGAGCCGGGCACAGGAUUUCCCCCGACGCGGUGCUGCGCCUGGACCUGCCCCAGGGCCAGGGCUGGCAGGACGAGGUGCGCAGGUACACCCUGGAGGAGCUGAAGGAGCUGCUGAACAAACUGAUGCUGCUGUCCGGCCAGGGGGACCACAACAGCUCCGAGGUGGAGCGGUUCUCCGAGGUGUUCUGCCGCGUGCAGAGGCUGGUGCAGGCCUUCAUCGACCUGUACUCCGCGGGAAACGUGCUGUUCCGCGCCUGGACCGCCGAGGUGCGCUGCUCCGUGACCAAGGUCGCGUCCAUCCGUCUGGACUUCGGCCUGGAGGUGCUGGCGCCGCUGACGGGCCGCGGGGACGAGCUGGAGCUGCUGGAGGCCGUGUGCCGGCAGAUGGAGCGCUUCCUGGCGCGCUGGGAGGCCUUCGUGACGCGGCAGCGCGAGGAGCACUUCUACCUCAACUUCUACACGGCCGAGCAGCUGGUCUACCUGAGCGCCGAGCUGCCCCGGGCGCCCCCCAGCGAGGCCGCCCUCACCAUGCUGGGCUUCCUCAAGGGCGGCUGCACCCCCGCCGACGUCUCGUGGGCCCUCUCGGGGAGCGGCGGGGAGGGGGCCCGGGCCCGCGCCAGCGCCACCCUGCAGGAGCUGUGGCCCGCACUCCUCGCCGAGUUCAACCUGGAGAAGCAGCUGAGCCUGUUCCUGGAGCAGGCCGUGGGCUGCGUGAGCGCCUUCCUGCCCCACUGUCUGGACCUGGACGCCGUGGGCCGCUGCCUGGCGCGCCUGGCCAGCCUGGGGGGGCCCCCGGUGGAGCGGCGCCUUCCCCAGGGCCUGCAGGCGGGCCGGCCCAACCUGAUCCUGUGUGCCCAGGCCGAGGUGCUGCCGGCGGCGCUGGCCGUGUACAUGCAGGCGCCCGGGCAGCCGCUGCCCACCUACGACGAGGUGCUGCUGUGCACGCCCGGCACCAGCUUCGAGGAGGUGGCGCUGCUGCUGCGCCGCUGCCUGACGCCCGGCUGCCGCGGCCGCCGGCUCUACAGCCUGCUGUUUGCCGACCGCCUGAGCUACGAGGUGGGCUGCCGGGUGGAGGCGUUGUUCCACAGCCUGUGCGCACGGCACCACCGCGACGACUACCAGCUCGUGCUGCUGUGUGACAGCGACCGCGAGCACUGCUGCCUGCCCUCGGCCUUCAGCCGGCAGAAGGUCCUGGUCACCCCGCAGGCGCCCCUGGACACCAUCCAGGCCUACCUGGCGCGGCACUACCAGGUCCCCCAGCAGACCCUGUCGGCGGCGGCCGUGUUCAGGGACCGGAUGUGUGUGGGCAUCGUGGCCUCCGAGAGGGCCAGUGUCGGGAAGUCGCUGUACGUGCGGAGGCUGCACAGCAGGCUGAGGCAGGUGCACGGGCAGCGGGUGCCCCUGAAGACCAUUCGCCUGAUGGAGCCCGAGGUGGACGAGAGCUGCGUCCUGAGCAGCCUCGUGCCCUUCCUGAACGCGCCGUCCCAGAGCACACCCAUGAUCUUCCACUUCGACGUGACCUCCUCCGUGCGGGUGGGCGUCGAGGCAUUCCUCUUCAAGCUCCUCGUGUUGCAGUACUUGAUGGACGUCCACGGGAAGAUGUGGCUGCGGAACCCGCGCCACCUGUACCUCGUGGAGAUCCUGGAGGACAAGUCCGCGCUGGCCAAGAGGCCGUCGAGACGGGGCACGCAGGCCCCGCACUUCAGCCUCCUCGACGUCUUCCCGAAAGUCACCUGCCGGCCUCCCAAAGAAGUGCUGGGCGUGGGGCCGACUCCCGGGCCCGGGCUGGACGAGCGGGAGUUCCGCAGCGAGACCUUCCAGAGGCCUUACCAGUACCUGAGGCGCUUCCACCUGCGCCAGGACCUGGACGCGUUCCGGUACCAGCCGGGCUCGGUGGAGGGCGGCCCCGGGGAGUGCCUGCAGCUCCUGCUGCUCCACUGCGGCGUGGCGGACCCGUCCUGGGCCGAGCUGCAGAACUUCGCGCGCUUCCUGAACUGCCAGCUGCGGGACUGCGAGGCCUCGCUCUUCUGCGACUCGGGCUUCACCGGAGACACCCUGCGGGGCUUCAAGAGCUUCGUGGUCACCUUCAUGAUCUUCAUGGCCAGAGACUUCGCCACGCCCACCCUGCAGACCUCGGACCAGAGCCCCGGGAAGCACCUGGUCAGCAUGGACGGGGUCCGGGAGGAAGACCUGGCCCCCUUCUUGCUCCGCAGGAGGUGGGAGUCGGAGCCCCACCCGUACGUCUUCUUCAACGACGACCGCGUGUCCAUGACGUUCAUCGGCUUCCACCUCCAGCCCAACCAGGCGGGCGGCGUGGACGCCGUCAAUCACCUGAACGGGCAGGUCAUCAAGAAAGACGUGAUGACGCAGCAGCUGUACCAGGGGCUGCUGCUGCAGAGGGUGCCCUUCAACGUGGACUUCGACACGCUGCCCAGACACGAGAAGCUGGAGCGGCUCUGCCUGGCCCUGGGCGUCCAGUGGCCCCACGACCCCGACGAGACGUACGAGCUCACCACGGACAACAUGCUGAAGAUCCUGGCCAUCGAAAUGCGGCUCCGGUGCGGGAUCCCGGUCGUCAUCAUGGGGGAGACCGGCUGCGGGAAGACCAGGCUCAUUAAGUUCCUCAGCGACCUGCGUCGUGGGGGCGCCGUGGCCGAAACCAUGAAGCUGGUCAAGGUCCACGGGGGCACGACGGCCGACGCGAUCCGCUCCAGGGUCCAGGAGGCCGAGAGGGUCGCCCUCCGCAACAAGGCCCAGCACGGGCUGGACACCAUCCUGUUCUUCGACGAGGCCAACACGACCGAGGCCAUCAGCUGCAUCAAGGAAGUCCUGUGUGACCGCUCGGUGGGAGGCCAGCCCCUGGCCGAGAACUCCGGUUUGCACAUCAUCGCGGCCUGCAACCCGUACCGCAGGCACACCCAGGAGAUGAUCCGGCGGCUGGAGUCGGCCGGCCUGGGCUACAGGGUCAGCGCGCAGGAGACGGCCGACAGGCUGGGCUCCAUCCCGCUGCGGCAGCUGGUGUACCGGGUCCACGCCCUGCCCCCGAGCCUGGUUCCCCUGGUCUGGGACUUCGGGCAGCUGAACCUCAGCGCCGAGUGUCUCUACAUCCUGCAGAUCGUCCAGAGGUCGGUGGACCGCGCCCGGAUCGACGAGGGCCACACGCGGGUGAUGGCGAAGGUGCUGUGUGCCUCGCAGGCCUUCAUGAGGAGCAGGGAGAACGAGUGUGGCUUCGUCAGCCUCAGGGACGUGGAGCGCUGCAUGGCGGUGUUCCACUGGUUCCAUGAGCGCAGCGAGGCCCUCCUGGGCAGGCUGGACUCCUUCCUGGACGAGGCCGGCGUCAGGAAGGGCGGCCAGGUCGAGAGAGACCCGGUGCUCUGGGCCCUGGUGCUGGCUCUGGGGGUGUGCUACCACGCCUCUCUGGAGAAGAAGGAGUCCUACUGGAGGGUCGUCUGCAAGUUCCUUCCCGAGCCGUACGACAGCAGCAAGGCCGUCCUGGAAGAGAUAAGCCAGACACAGGCGCUCUUCCUGCACGGCGCGCCCCUGCGGCAGGCCAUCGCCAGGAACUCGGCCCUGCAGGAGAACGUCUUCAUGAUGGUCGUCUGCAUCGAGCUCAGGAUCCCGCUCUUCCUGGUGGGGAAGCCCGGCAGCUCCAAGUCUCUGGCCAAGACCAUCGUGGCGGACGCCAUGCAGGGCCCGGCCGCCCACUCGGAGCUCUUCCGGGGCCUGAAGCAGGUGCACCUGGUGUCGUUCCAGUGCAGCCCCCACUCCACCCCGCAGGGCAUCAUCGGCACCUUCCGGCAGUGCGCCCGCUUCCAGCAGGGCAAGGACCUGCAGCAGUACGUGUCCGUGGUGGUGCUGGACGAGGUGGGCCUGGCCGAGGACUCGCCCCGCAUGCCGCUGAAGGCCCUGCACCCGCUGCUGGAGGACGGUUGCAUCGAUGACGACCCGGCCCCCCACAAGAAAGUGGGCUUCGUCGGCAUCUCCAACUGGGCCCUCGACCCCGCCAAGAUGAACCGCGGCAUCUUCGUGGCGCGCGGCAGCCCCAGCCAGAAGGAGCUCAUCGACAGCGCGAGGGGCAUCUGCUCCUCCGACGGCCUCGUGCUGGCCCGCGUCCAGGGCUACUUCGCGCCCUUCGCCCGGGCCUACGAGGCGGUGUGCCGCAGCCAGGACAAGGAGUUCUUCGGGCUCCGGGACUACUACAGCCUCAUCAAGAUGGUCUUCGCCACGGCCAAAGCCUCGCUCCGGCCGCCCGCCCCGCGGGACAUCGCGCAGGCCGUCCUGCGCAACUUCAGCGGCAAGGACGACCUCCCGGCGCUGGACAUAUUCUGCGCCAGCCUGCCCGAGGCCCGCUGCGCCGAGGAGGUCAGCCCCCUGCAGCUCAUCAGGCAGAACAUCUUCGGGGACGCGCGGGCGUCGGGCGCGGGGCCGGCGGGGCCGGAGGGGCCGGAGGAGCCGGAGGUCCGCUAUCUGCUCGUGCUCACCAGGAACUACGUGGCCCUGCAGAUCCUGCAGCGGCUGUUCCGCGCGGGCCAGCAGCCCGAGAUCAUCUUCGGGUCCAGCUUCCCCAAGGACCAGGAGUACACGCAGAUCUGCAGGAACAUCAACCGCGUGAAGGUCUGCAUGGAGACCGGCAGGAUGGUGGUGCUGCUCAACCUGCAGAGCCUCUACGAGAGCCUGUACGACGCGCUCAACCAGUACUACGUGCGCCUCGGCGGCCACAAGUACGUGGACCUGGGCCUGGGCACGCACCGCGUCAAGUGCCGCGUCCACCCCGGCUUUCGGCUGAUCGUCAUCGAGGAGAAGGACGUGGUCUACAGGCAGUUCCCCGUCCCGCUCGUCAACCGGCUGGAGAAGCACUACCUGGACAUCCACACGGUGCUGCCGCCGUGGCAGAGGGGCGUCGCCGAGGAGCUCCAGGCGUGGGUGGCCAAGUUCGUGGACCUGAGGCCGGACCAGCUGCUGGCCAGGCACAAGUACAGCCCCGCCGACGUCUUCAUCGGGUUCCACUCCGACACCUGCGCCUCCGUGGUGCUGCAGGUGGCCGAGAGGCUGGGCGCCCGGGACCUGACCGGCGAGCACUACCAGCAGGUGCUGGAGGAGGCCAAGCUGGCCCUGCUGGGCUGCGCCACGCCUGACGCCGUGGUCCGGCUGAGCGCGUCCUUGCUGGGCGGCUUCACCGCGCAGGGGCUGUCACGGGAGUACUACAGCUGCCAGCGGCACGACUCCUUCGCCGACUUCCUGCAGGCCCAGCUCCGCACGGUGGAUCCGGAGUGCCGGGCCGUCUUCACCGAGGUCACCACGUUCUCCAGGCUGCUGACCAGUCAGGACUGCGAGUGUCUGGGGGCGGAGCUGGCCGGCCGGGCUCCGAGGCCCACGGUCCUGUCGCUGCAGCAGUUCGACACCGAGUACUCCUUCCUCAAGGACGUUCGAAACUGCUUAAUGAAGACGGCCAGGUAUAAAAUCCUCAUCAUCCAGACGGACUUUGAGGACGGGGGCCACAGCGCUCAGCUCAUCGCGUCGGCUAAGUAUUCUGCUACAAAUGAAAUCAACAAACUGCAAGGACAGGAGGACUGCGUGCUGGUCUACUUCAUCACAAAGCUGUCGCGGAUGGGGAGCGACGCGGCCUACGUGGGAUUCCACGGAGGGCUGUGGCACUCGGUGCACAUUGACGACCUCCACAGGUCCACGGCGAUGGCCUCGGACGUGACCAGGCUGCAGAACGUCCCCAUCAGCCAGCUGUUCCAGCAAGGAGACGGCCCCGAGCCGAAAGGCGACCAUGAGGGGGACAUGGAAGUGGAUGAGGCUGAGUCAGGGGCCGCGGAGGUGGUGGAAAUGGAGACCGAGAGUCCAGAGGGGAUGGAACAUGGCGCCCCGGCCCCAGCAGGCAGCGACGUGCCCCUCCUGGACAGCACCCAGCUGCUGCAGAGCUGCGUGCAGAGUGCCGUGGGGAUGCUCCGGGACCCGGCCGAGAGCGGCCAGCGCAACAUGAGGAGGGUGGAGCUGCUGCUGGGGCUCCUGAGCGGGGACGCCGCCUUCCUGCAGGUGCUGAAGGUGCGGCUGCACGGCCUCCUGAGGAGGCAGGAGGAGAACCAGCUGCGCAGUCAGGACUGGGUGCUGAGGGCGGCGUCCAACCAGGACGCGCUGCAGGAGGCCGGCACCUUCAGGAACUCCCUCUGGAAGCGGGUCCAAGGCGUGGUCACCCCGCUGCUGGCCAGCGUGGUGUCGUUCAUCGACAGAGACGGCAACCUGGAGCUGCUGGCCAGGCCGCGCCCUCCGGCCUGGACACGGGCUCUGUGGAUGUUCAUCUUCACGGACACCAAGCUGCUGGACAUCCCCCUGGUGACGAGUGACACCAGAUCCAAAGGCGAGGUGACCUCCAUCUUGGUGCAGAACCACAUGAGCCUCCCCGAGGGCGCCGACACCCCGUUCAGCUGGAGGAUCAAGGACUACCUGGAGGAGCUGUGGGUGCAGGCUCAGUACAUCACCAAUGCCGAAGGACUGCCCGGGAAGUUGGUGGAGAUCUUCCGGCAGACGCCUCUCGGCAGCUUUGUCGCGCGGCUCCCUGCGGAGCAGCAGCGGGAGCUUCUCCAGUGCUUCCUGAGGGACUUCGUCCUCUUGAGCAUGAGUGUGUCCACGGGGGAGGAAUUCAAGCUUCUGCAGAUGGCUCUGUGGGCCUGCAUGCGGGAGCUCAGCGCGGCCGCGGGCCAGCCGGAGGACGGGCUGUCCCUGCCGUGGGUGCUGCUGGCGCAGCAGCACUUCGCGAGCCGGCUGCAGAACCUGUCCCGCAUCCUGACCCUGAAGCCGCAGGUCCUCCCCAGCCUGGCACAGAAGCACGACCUGGCCGGCAGUGAGAUGACGCUGGAUGUGUUUGCGGCCAUGGCCUGUGCAGAAAUGCUGACCAGAGACACCCUGCAGCCCAGCGCCCGGGACUGGCUGCAGCAGGUGAAGAGCCUGUCCACGCCGCUGGAGCUGGUCUGCUCCGAGGGCCACCUGCAGGGCAGCGGGCACGAGGCCAGGGCCGUCAGCCGGGAAGUCAGAGCCCAGUGGCGCCGGAUCUCCUCCGUGGCGCUCUUCGUGGAGCACGUGCUGCUGGGCGCCGAGAGCCAGAUCCCCGAGCUGUGCCCGCAGGUGACCUCCUACGUCUUCUCGCUGGACAAG
This is a messenger RNA of Oryctolagus cuniculus (rabbit), 11946 nucleotides long. NCBI's taxonomy places the organism in Eukaryota, Metazoa, Chordata, Mammalia, Lagomorpha, Leporidae. The record is from RefSeq and is a predicted model, not a curated record.